GCAAGUAAUAAUAGCCGGAUGGAUAUAUUUUAAAAAAGAAUGUAAAGUUCAUCGUUUCAGAAACUUCAAAUGGCUUCAGUUUCUUCUUCUCUUUGUUUUCAGUCACUCGGGAGAAGAACUCCACCCUGCAAUUCCAUACCCUAUAACAACUCUAAAGGAAUGAGAAAUUGCAGAAAUCAGUCAAUUGUUCAGUGCAGCCUGAGAACUACUCACAAUUCAGGUAAUUGCAUUGAAGAGGAAGAACAAUCAAAGAACACAAAAAGGAGAGAAGCUUUAAUUCAGAUAGCCACAUUGGCUGCAUUUUCUUACUCUCCAUUCAUUGGUUCUGCUGCAGCAGCAGAAGAGAAGGACAAUUUUCGGGUUUAUUCAGAUGAAACAAAUAAAUACAAGAUUAUGGUCCCUGAAGAUUGGCAAGUUGGUCAAGGAAAGAACAAUGGACUCCGAGCUUUAACAGGAUUUUACCCGCAAAUUGCUUCUGAAUCCAAUGUUAGCGUUUUUAUCACCUUGCUUGGUGCUGACUUCACGAGAAUGGAAUCUUUCGGCAAAGUUGAAGAGUUCGCCGAGACUCUGGUUAGUGGACUAGAUAGAAGUUGGCAAAACCCUCCAGGUGCAGCCGCAAAACUUGUCGCCUGCAAAUCUUCAAAUGGGUUUUAUAAUAUCGAAUAUACACUACAAAAACCAGGUGAGAGUUGCAGACACAUAUUUUCCAAGAUCGGGAUGGCUAACAACGGCUAUUACAACAGAUUGUUUACUGUAACAGGGCAGUUUAUGGAAGAAGAAACAGACAAAUACAGUUCCAAUGUUCAGAAGACUGUAUCAUCCUUCAAGUUUACUUGAGUAACAUGGUGAGGUUCUUUAAACAUACAGAACCAGAACUGAAAUUUAAUAGUAAAAGUUCGACAGGAGAAGUUUGUGGUGAGAAACUAACACAGAAUCGUAUGAUUGUCCAUUGCAUUCAACAUGACUCCUAAAUUGGUGAUGUUUUUAAUGCAAACCAGAGGGACGAGUUCUGUGAGGAAUCAAGGUUGGUGAUGAGAUGUAAGGUCCCGAGGAGCAGAAGCAAAAACAAAACUCUCAUAGAGUAGUUAUUUAAUCUCAUGUAUGAUAUGAAUAUACCAUAUAGAGGAUGUACUUUGGGGUGCAAUUGAUCCAGCUUUGUGGAUCCAAAUCCACAGCUACAACUUUUUGCCCACGUCUAAUUGAAAGCUAAAUAAGUAGAUUGUACAAACUAGCAACAAUGAGAACAUACAUGCGCAUAAACAGUGUGCAAGAUGUGAAGGUUGAUCUUGUUUCAAAUUGCUAUAGUUCAAAUGGAUCAUUUUCAGA
Papaver somniferum (opium poppy) is the source of this 1326-nucleotide messenger RNA. Its product is annotated as psbP domain-containing protein 3, chloroplastic-like. Gene Ontology annotation, cellular component: extrinsic component of membrane; photosystem II oxygen evolving complex; photosystem II. Bases 70 to 837 code for a protein of 255 amino acids. Gene Ontology annotation, biological process: photosynthesis. Gene Ontology annotation, molecular function: calcium ion binding. NCBI's taxonomy places the organism in Eukaryota, Viridiplantae, Streptophyta, Magnoliopsida, Ranunculales, Papaveraceae. The transcript has 10 exons. The record is from RefSeq and is a predicted model, not a curated record.